Coturnix japonica (Japanese quail) is the source of this 2819-nucleotide messenger RNA. Lineage: Eukaryota; Metazoa; Chordata; Aves; Galliformes; Phasianidae. The record is from RefSeq and is a predicted model, not a curated record.
GGAGGAUGGAGGAUGGAGGGAAGGAGGUCGGGGCACGUAGGUGUGGGGCCAGGGGCCCUGGUGGUGUAAUAGGGACAUGGUGGGUGUAAUAGGGACAUGGGUGCACAGCGACAUGGGGCUGUGCAGGGCUACGCAGGGACACGGGGUGCAGGGGAAGCCCUCGUGCCCUUCAUGCACAGUGUGCAGCCCAUUUCCCAGCCGCACUGCCCAGCACCAGGCCUGGAGCUCACACCCCAGCCCUUCUCCCACCCCCUGCUCCUGCACUGUGCCCCCGGCUCCAUGUCCCCACAGCCGGUCCUGUUGGCGGCACUGUGAAGGUGGCCCCGGCCAUCUCCAGGAGGAAACGCAGCUGCUGCUUUGAGUCAGAAACUCAGAAAAGGGGAACUGAAAGGGUGGGGUUGGCCGGCCCCGUUCUUCCUCCCUGCACGGCAGACCCCAUUGCGGGCCCCGCGCCGUGUCCCUACAGCUGCCCUGGGCCGCUCGGGGCAGGCGUGGAGCAGCGGGCGCAGCCGUUGGGGCGGCCGGGAGGGCCCGUGUCCUCACUGCAUCCUCUGGGAUAGUGACCUGUCCAUUCUGCCCACUGCUGCUGGGGGUGAUGUAGUUGCUGCUACACAAGGUCCGGCUGCAGGCAGGUGUUGGGCUGAGCAAGAGCUGUGUCAGUGUCACCCUGCACACAGCAACCCGGGGAGCACGGCGAGGAAGCAGUUGGGGUAGCCAACAUGGCCAGCAUCAUCCUGGAGAGCAUCUUCUUGAAGCGCUCGCAGCAGAAGAAGAAAACAUCUCCCCUCAACUUCAAGAAGCGCCUGUUCCUGCUGACAGAGAGCAAGCUGUCCUACUACGAGUAUGACUUUGAGCGUGGGCGUCGAGGCAGCAAGAAGGGCUCGGUGGACAUUGAGAAGAUCACCUGUGUGGAGACGGUGGUGCCCGAAAACAAUCCUCCUCCUGAGCGGCAGGUCCCGAGGAAAGGGGAGGAUUACAACAUGGAGCAGAUCUCCAUCAUUGAGCGGUUCCCCUACCCCUUUCAGGUGGUGUAUGACGAGGGGCCCCUCUAUGUCUUCUCCCCGACAGAGGAGCUGCGCAAACGCUGGAUCCAUCAGCUGAAGAGCGUUAUCCGAUACAACAGCGACUUGGUGCAGAAGUACCAUCCCUGCUUCUGGAUCGAUGGCCAGUACCUGUGCUGCUCCCAGACAGCCAAGAACGCCAUGGGCUGCAAGAUCCUGGAGAGCAGGAAUGGCAGUUUAAAAGCUGGGCGGUCACAUCGCAAAACAAAGAAGCCUCUUCCCCCCACUCCUGAGGAGGACACGAUGGUGAUGAAGCCCCUGCCCCCUGAGCCAGCCCCCAGUGCAGCAGGCGAAAUGAAAAAGGUGGUGGCCCUGUACAACUACGUGCCAAUGAAUGUGCAGGACCUGCAGCUGCAGAAGGGUGAGGAGUACCUCAUCCUGGAGGAAAGCCACCUGCCCUGGUGGAAAGCCCGUGACAAAAAUGGAAGGGAAGGAUACAUCCCUAGCAACUAUGUCACCGAAACCAGCAAUUCCCUGGAGAUUUAUGAGUGGUACUCAAAGAAUAUCACUCGGAGCCAAGCAGAGCAACUGCUGAAGCAGGAGGGUAAAGAAGGGGGCUUCAUUGUCCGAGACUCUACCAGCAAGACAGGGAAAUACACUGUCUCUGUUUAUGCCAAGUCCGCUGUAGACCCCCAAGGGAUGAUCCGCCAUUAUGUUGUAUGCUGCACCCCUCAGAAUCAGUAUUACCUGGCAGAAAAGCACCUGUUCAGCACCAUCCCAGAGCUCAUCAUGUACCAUCAGCACAACUCUGCCGGGCUCAUAUCCAGACUGAAGUAUCCCGUGUCUCGACACCGGAAAAGUGCCCCUUCCACAGCUGGCCUGGGCUAUGGGUCGUGGGAGAUUGACCCGAAGGACCUGACCUUCCUGAAGGAACUGGGGACAGGGCAGUUUGGCGUGGUGAAGUACGGGAAAUGGAGAGGUCAAUACAACGUAGCCAUCAAGAUGAUCAGGGAGGGCUCCAUGUCAGAGGACGAGUUUAUCGAUGAAGCCAAAGUCAUGAUGAACCUAUCUCAUGAGAAGCUGGUGCAGCUCUAUGGGGUCUGCACAAAGCAGCGUCCCAUCUUCAUCAUUACUGAGUACAUGGCCAAUGGCUGUCUCCUGAACUUCCUGAGGGAAACUCAGCGGCGGUUCCAGCCUGCUGAGCUGCUGGAAAUGUGCAAAGAUGUCUGUGAAGCUAUGGAGUACCUGGAAUCCAAGCAGUUUCUGCACCGAGACCUGGCUGCUCGCAACUGUUUGGUGAACGACCAAGGCAUUGUGAAAGUCUCAGAUUUUGGCCUUUCCAGAUACGUUCUGGAUGACGAGUACACAAGCUCCAUGGGGUCCAAGUUCCCAGUUCGGUGGUCUCCUCCUGAAGUGCUUCUGUACAGCAAGUUCAGCAGCAAAUCCGACGUGUGGUCGUUUGGUGUGCUGAUGUGGGAGGUUUACUCUUUGGGAAAGAUGCCUUACGAGAGGUUUAACAACAGCGAGACCACAGAGCACGUCAUCCAAGGCCUGCGCCUGUACAGGCCGCAGCAGGCCUCGGAGCGGGUCUACGCCAUCAUGUACAGCUGCUGGCACGAGAAGGCCGAGGAGCGUCCCACCUUCUCCACACUGCUGGGCAGCAUCGUGGACAUCACAGACGAAGAGCCGUGAGCGGCCCUAACCGCAGCUCUAACCGCGGCCCUUCCCGGUGCCGGUGGCUGGAACUACCGGGCCGUGGAUACGGGCAGCCCCGCUGUGCAGCCCCACACAACCCCACAAUAAACCGCUCCGAACGGC